GGUUUGAAUAAGGGAAGUUUGACAGAGAGCUGAGAUCUGCGCUGAGGCUCCUCUCUACACUUCACUCCUCCGCUGGUCCACUCGCGUCCAAUGUGAGAGCUCUGCGCUGCUUCGCUGUUUGCCUGGACGAGACUCAGCGACAGGGGUCUCUUAAAAGAUCUCCUUUAACUCCAGGGAAGACAGUUUUUCCAGUGUUUUUCUUGUUUUUUUGGUGUGUGUGUGUGUUUCACGCGCUCGGGAUUUGCGAUGGAUGUUCUACCCAUGUGCAGCAUUUUCCAGGAGCUGCAGAUCGUCCAUGACACCGGCUAUUUCUCAGCGUUACCGUCGCUGGAAGAAUACUGGCAACAGACAUGUCUGGAGCUGGAGCGCUACCUGCAGAGCGAGCCGUACGUCUCGGCUUCCGAGCUGAAGUUCGACCCUCAGGAGGACCUGUGGAGCAAACUGAUCUUGGCGUGUGGCGACGGCGACAAGGGAGAAAUGGACUCAAACUCGAACGCCGAUCUCGCUCACGUCAAAGAGGAGGACGCUCAGGACGGCCCGAUGUCGGAGACGCGCAGCGUGAACUCGGACGCCAGCAGCGAGGUGUCAGAUAGCUCGGAGGAGCUCUCGCCGACGCACAUCUUCGGCUCGAACCCUCUCGGCUCGGGACACUUGGCCUCAUCGAUCAUCGCCACGCCGCCGUCAUCUCCGGAGGCACUGCAGGAACCUGGCAUCCCUCAGCUCUGGGGAUCCAUAAACACUGAACUGCAUGUAGCCGGUAAGGCCAGGCACGGCGGAACGGCCAAGGGGUCGGAUAAACUGGCACUGCCCGGAGGUGACGCGUCUCCAGACGGCAGGAGAAGGGUGCACAGGUGCCACUUCAACGGCUGCCGUAAAGUUUACACGAAGAGUUCACACUUAAAAGCACAUCAGCGGACUCACACAGGUGAGAAGCCGUACAGGUGUUCAUGGGAAGGCUGUGAGUGGCGCUUUGCACGCAGUGAUGAGCUAACCCGGCACUUCAGGAAGCACACGGGUGCAAAGCCAUUUAAAUGCAGUCACUGUGACAGGUGUUUCUCCAGGUCAGACCACCUGGCCCUGCACAUGAAGAGGCACCUCUGAGCAGGUCGUGGCAAGUGUGGAUUUGCUCUCGUUGUAUCGUGACCAGCCUCCUGGUCGCCCUGCCCCUCAUCAGGGGGAGGAGUGUGUGUCCAGCCAAAGCAUGCCAUUUUGCACCGUACCCUGUGCCUCCGGGAAUCUCGGGGAGAAAGGUCUACUGAGCGGUUGUGGGAAAAAAAAAAAAAAAACACACAAAAAAAUCACACAAAAAAAUUUUCAAAAAGACAAAAAGCAAAUGGAGCCGGAUGAAAUCACGUGCGAAGAAGAUGACAAGUGACGAAUGAAGGACUUUAGGACAAAAUGACGACAAAAAAAAAGCGAUCAAAAAAAAAAAUGAAUGAAUGAUGGUGUGUGUCAUAUGGUGCAUGUUGUUUUGGGACAACUCCUGGACAACCAAUACACUGGUACUUAUUAAACGAAAAAAAAAAAAAGCCUGAGCGUGAGCUCGCAGAGUGCGAGAAGUGUAUAGUGCGUGAGUCGGGGUAGAAAGGGGGUACCAGUGUGUUGCUGCAGACUGAAUGGUGUGGGAGAAUUUGAGAAUUUCUUUUUUCUUCUUGCAAGCCUGUGACCGGGAGGGGGAGAGAAACACGUGUCUGCUCAGUGUCAGCGUGGAAGCCGGGACUCGCCCUAUUUCCCCCAGGCUCUGUGCUCUCAAAGGGAUGAUGGGACUUUGGUUACAUCUAAACGCACCCCUUACCAACCACAAACCCACCCCUCUCUGCUGUCCCUGCUAACCCCAUACCUUCCUCCCUCCCCUCCUCCUCCUCCUCGCCUGCAGUCGGAGGCUCUACAGAUCCAGAGUCCCUUCAUGAAUGAAAGUGGCUUUUUUUUUUGGUGUUUGGUGCAGCUACUAAAUGUGCAAUGUGUUCGGUAGCUUGUUUCUUUGACAGGCUACAAAAAAGCUCUUUCGUUGUCCAUUGUAUAAGCUGUGUGCUUAGAGAUAAAACACAAAACUAUAACUUCACUAUCAUAGACAGGUGUUGCAUGGUAUUAGGGUUUGUACUCUUAUUUUUUAUUUUUUCUUCCUGUUCUUUGUUAUCAGGACUGCUAAUAGAUUCCAAUAAAGUGCAGCUAAAUAAGAAUGGUUAAAUGUUACAAUAUAUUGUACAUAAAUGGAUUGAUGAUUCUUCUCUUUAAAUCCUGUCAUAAAUUUUUCUUUUCUUUUCUGGUGAGGAAAACCACUAUUGCUUAGCAUUUUUUUUUUUUUUGGUCUUCUUUCAUCUCCAAAUCAUCAAGGACUGCUGUCCUCUCUCUCUCUCUCUCUUUCUUGCUCUCUUCUCCCACAUCUCUCUCUCCUCUAACAUUUCUAUCUCUCUCUUCCCCUUCAUUUUUCCCUGUUAUUAAUGCACUGUUGACCUUAAUGGUGCCUUAUGCAAGUGACCUUGUCCUGUGGAAUAGAUUGGUCUUUGGGGGUCACGCUUGUCUUGUAUGAGUGAACUUAGCUUUAUUAAGGCUCCAUUUCCUAUGAAAAUGCACCUUCCUUUAUCAAAAGUGGCCGCUCUAUAUACCUGUCCCUCUUAUCUGUCUAUCUAUCUAUCUAUCUAUCUAUCUAUCUAUCUAUCUAUCUAUCUAUCUAUCUAUCUCGUGGAGAAACCUAUCGAUUUACUCUUUAACGUUGGCAAAUCCGUAUCUAAGAAAGAUGCAAAAAUGCAGCGACGCACUUAUGGACAGUCGCGUACAGUGAAUUAUAUAAUGAAUGCUUUUUAAAAUGGACACAUUACAUGUUUCAAGAAAAAAAAUCAUUGGUAACUACUGCUUCUUGCGCAACAAGGCUCAAGGGGAAAUGGGAAAAUUACACAGCUGCCUUGCCAUCGUUUGACACCGCGGUUCAGAAGCCUGGACUCGUCUCCCCUGCAACCAAGACGGAGAGAGAGGAGGGGAAAAAAAAAGUAAUGAUUUAUUGUAAUUAACAAGCUCUAGCAGGACAGGCCUCGCCUUGUAGCGCAUCGGUGUAAUGAAUUACUAAAGGCUUUGCUGGCACACAUUCUGCCACAGACUGCUGACUCCGACAGUUCGCUAUUGACCUGUCUGGACGGCGUUGUUUUAGCCUGGCAACAGUAUUAUGGAAACAGAGACCGGGCAUCCAGAAAGAUCAAGAUGAAUCGCUUCUUUUCAUCCCGUACAAUGUAAAUUUACAGACGUUGAAUUGAAGCCUUUUCACUUCAUCAGACAGCUCCGCUAGCCGUCUGGAUGUCCUGUAAAGCGUUUUUUUUUUUUUUUUUCAAAAAUUUAUUUAUUUUCUCUUUCUCUGAGAUCAAAAUCUCUAUCAAGGAUUUACAAUCAAUUACAAUCGUGAAUAUGAACCCGCAUGCAUUCCUGUAAAAAAUACAAAACAAAAAAACAGUCU
Hemibagrus wyckioides is the source of this 3445-nucleotide messenger RNA. It is a transcript of the gene klf6a, whose product is annotated as Kruppel like factor 6a. Lineage: Eukaryota; Metazoa; Chordata; Actinopteri; Siluriformes; Bagridae. Bases 247 to 1101 code for a protein of 284 amino acids. Gene Ontology annotation, biological process: regulation of transcription by RNA polymerase II. Gene Ontology annotation, molecular function: RNA polymerase II cis-regulatory region sequence-specific DNA binding; DNA-binding transcription factor activity, RNA polymerase II-specific. The transcript has 4 exons. The record is from RefSeq and is a predicted model, not a curated record.